Molecule: messenger RNA, 2044 nt
Organism: Ectocarpus siliculosus
Lineage: Eukaryota; Phaeophyceae; Ectocarpales; Ectocarpaceae
Source: the annotation of a GenBank genome assembly
CAGCGCCAAUACUACCUCUGGCAACAUGGUUGGCGCAGGAGGUGGCGCCUUCUUGGCAUUGGCAUUGGCGGGUAAAACGAUAUCAGCAUUCGUGCUUCCUCCUGCAACGUCGUUCACAGGAGUCGGCUUGUCGGGUUCCGCACGGCAGAGCGCCAUCAGGAGGAAUGGCGUUUCGUCCAUGAUCUUCGAUUUCCCGGCGCCCGGAGAAAGAAAAGACUAUCCCCGACCCCCGUUGGAGGAGACCUCCGAGAACCAGCGGGAAUCUGCAGCCUUCUCGCAAGCAUUCCUCGACAUGCCUAGGCCGGAGCGGCCAUUGAAAGUUGCCGUAAUUGGAGCAGGGCUAGCAGGGCUAUCAUGCGCCAAGUAUUUGUCUGAUGCAGGGCACAAACCGGUCGUCCUUGAGGCAAGGGAUGUUUUGGGAGGAAAAGUGGCCGCAUGGCAAGACAAAGAUGGCGACUGGGUCGAGACUGGACUGCACAUCUUUUUCGGUGCCUACCCAAAUGUGAACCAGAUGUUCACGGAGCUAGGUAUUCGGGACCGCUUGCAGUGGAAGUCGCACAGCAUGAUCUUUGCUAUGCCGGGACAACAGACGGCGGACGGAUUCCAGCGAUUUUCCCGCUUCGAGUUUCCCGCCUUGCUGCCCGCUCCGCUCAACGGCCUAGUGGCUAUUCUCCUCAACAACGAGAUGCUCACAUUCCCGGAGAAGAUUCAGUUUGGGAUCGGGCUACUGCCGGCGAUUCUCUUCGGCCAGAAGUACGUUGAGGAGUGCGAUUCGCUCACAGUAUCGCAGUGGAUGAAAAAGCAAGGGGUUCCAGACCGUGUGAACGACGAGGUCUUCAUUGCUAUGGCCAAGGCUCUCAACUUCAUUGACCCCGAGAAUCUGUCAAUGACAGUUGUGUUGACGGCUCUCAACCGUUUCCUCCAGGAGACGCACGGAUCCAAGAUGGCGUUUUUGGAUGGGCCGCCGCCAACACGGUUGUGCCAGCCGAUGGCGGACCACAUGCUUGCCCGCGGCGGAGAAUUGAGGAUGGAGCAGCGAAUCUCUGAGAUUUUGCUGAACGACGACAAGACGGUUAAGGGAUUGAAAAUGCAAGACGGAUCGACGGUAGUGGCGGAUGCGUACGUCUCGACCAUGCCGGUUGACAUCCUCAAGCUUGCGCUUCCCGAAGCAUGGAGACCCAUGCCCUACUUCGAGAAAUUAAACGGUCUGAACGGAGUACCUGUGAUCAACAUCCACAUGUGGUUUGACAGGAAGCUGACGACGGUGGACCAUCUCCUUUUCUCGCGGUCUCCGCUGUUGUCAGUGUACGCCGACAUGUCGCUCACAUGCAAGGGCUACCGUGACGACGACAAGUCGAUGCUUGAACUCGUUUUUGCCCCCGCGAAAGACUGGAUUGGCAAGUCAGAUGAAGACAUCAUUGAGGCAACCAUGGGAGAGCUGUACAGGCUCUUCCCCAACGAGCUCAGCAAGGAUGGCUCAGGGGCGAAGCUGCUCAAGUCAGCCGUCGUGAAAACCCCUCUUUCAGUGUACGAGGCGACAGCAGGACGCGAGUUGUAUCGCCCUGUUCAGACGACGCCGGUUUCUAACUUCUUCCUGGCUGGGUGCUUCACCAAACAAAAGUACUUGGCGAGUAUGGAGGGAGCUACUUUCUCCGGGAAACUGGCGGCACGGGCUCUUUGCGAUGCUGCUAUUGCGGGCACGGUACCCUUGCAGAAGGAGUCGUCUGCUGUUGCAGCCUAGAAUCCGGACGCAGUAGGCGAUUUGUGAACCUUCACCCUGCGCCGCUAGUUGCGGACGGUCUGCUGGCGGGCGCUGUGUCGGGAGAACUGAGGGACGCAUUCCGUCAUGAGCAGCAAAAAAGAAAUUGCGAAACAUGUAAAUUACGUUAGAGUCAGUUUUACCAAGGAACCUGCAAAAUGCCUUGCACGUGUUAUUGACCAUCCAAACGCAACCGUAGGGAAGUUGGCCUGCGUGAUGUUCCAAACAUUCCUUGAGAAGAGAUUGCAUGGCGGGAUUUCGUGCCGCUCAUCUUCACAAGGAGAA